CAUUUAACCAUCUCCAGCAUUACUCUGAACACGAUGGUCCGACCAGAACAAUCCGUAUGAAAUUUAGGAUUAAAAGUCAUUAAAUUGUAAAAUCUAAACAUUUGAAUUACACUUGCAAAUUAUUCCCGUCAAGCGAAGGCACCGUUUACUACUUAUAUAUUGUUAGCCACCUAGCUGCAGUUCGGAGAAGUGUUUCACAGAAUGUGCUAGUUUUCAAAACAUUGAUGCGGAUGACGGUAGUGUAAGCACAUCGAGGAAACUGAUUCAAUAACUAGUCACCCACUCAGCAGAAGUGUCAUCACAAGGGAGAUAUAGUCGAGAAGCCGAGAAGAGCUACUCUUGACUAGAGAAGAGCUGCAGCUCUGUCUGGAAACAGCAUGGUCACUCUAUCCGCAAUUCUAACCCCGCUUGGUCGUCAGCUUCAGAGACAGCUCCGUAGAGAGCUGCGGGACCAUCGAUGGAUUCCUGGUCGCAGAUGUAGCCUAACGGUGUGCUCCAGCAAAUAUGUACUGUCCGCAAUGCACCCGAUGUGGCAGGGUCCGCUGGCUGUCCCGGGGGGAGAUCGCCAGUCUCCCAUAGAUAUAGCGGUGCGCAAGACGCAGUGGGACCGGCAGCUCAAGCCUCUGGAGAUGCGCUACGACCCGCGGACCUGUCAGCAAAUUUGGAACAACGGCUACUCCUUCAUGGUCGAAUACGACGACACGACUGACAGAUCAACUGUUAAGGGAGGGCCAUUGGAGGACCAGUAUCGACUCUGCCAGUUCCAUUUUCAUUGGGGGGAGUCCAAUGCAUGGGGGUCUGAGCACUCCGUAGAUCGACGGCUGUUUCCUGCAGAGCUGCACUUGGUCCACUGGAACUCUGACAAGUACAGUCUUUUUGAGGAGGCUGUGAUGGAGGAGAAUGGCCUCGGUGUCGUUGGAGUCUUUCUCAAGUUAGGGAAGAGGCACGAAGGGCUGCAGAAACUGGUGGACGCUCUCCCUGCUGUGAGGCACAAGGACAGUGUUGUGGAAUUUGGCCGCUUUGACCCCACUUGCCUGCUGCCAGAGAACACAGAAGACUACUGGACUUAUUAUGGAUCACUGACCACACCCCCCCUAACAGAAACUGUCACCUGGAUGGUCAUGAAGCAGCCAAUCGAAGUCAGCCAUGACCAGUUGGCUGUGUUCCGUAGUCUUCUGUUUACAUCAGCAGAGGAGGAGGUCCAGAGGAGUAUGGUGAAUAACUUCCGGGUGCAGCAGCCUGUGGGCGGACGGUCGGUCCGCUCCUCCUUCGACCCCUUUCAGCAUGGGGAGCCCUCCGCCCUCUGAAGCCCCACCCAUGGGCACGUGGGCCAAUCCCAUGAUGACUUUGCUUGAGAGAUGUCCCCUCUGACCAAUCACCUGUUAACAUAUCUGGAAGACAAACCAUGGCUUCAAUGGCUCUUACUGGGGUCGUGACCAGGAAUCUAACCGCAAGAAAAUUGGGGAAAUAUGAUUUUUGCUUUUAAAUGUUUUUAACAGUUCUUAAUGGUAAAUAGUAUUGGUAAUAGGAUUGUAUUGGGAAUAGGAUUGGCAUUUACUAAAAAUUACCUUCUUUCAGCAGUAGCCUCAGUCAUGUGAGUUAUGAGGACUUAUGAGGACUUACAGAAACUCAUUCCUUUCAUACUUAUCUCUGUGUGUGUGUGUGUUGGUACACUGGGAAGAGGGCAGCUAUUAACUUGUAGCAGAAGUUCAGCGCCCUCUAGUGUGCUGGAUUGAACACACACAGUCACCCUGAGUUGUUUCAAACAAAUCAAACAGCUCUUAAGGACAUUUUUUUGUUUUGUUUUAACACUUAGAACAUUGUUGGCAGCUGUCUGUUCUCUUCAGGCCUUUCUGAUUAUGUGCAUUAGUUACAGAUGUCCAUAUUCCUGCCCUUAACAUUCAGGCACACUCACAUACACAACACAUGUUCAUUUUUAUGCUGAAGCUGCUGUGGGCACUAGUGUGAUCAGUGAGGCAAACAUGCAUACACACACACACACUCUCUGUCUCUCUCUCACACACUCAUUCACACACACACUAUUAGCACACCAUCAACAGUGCUCGGUUCAACAUGUGAUGCCUGCAGCAAAGUCCCCUUAGUGCCUUUCACAACUCAACUGGCUGUCUGUGCAGCUCUCUCAUGUGUCAAUACUGAAGUGUGUGUGUGUGUGUGUGUGUGUGUGUGUGUGUGAGUGAUCAGUUGUAGAUCAGAUUUAAGAGGUUGUAGAGUGCAGCAGUUAUUGAUCCGGAUGCAGCAGAGGCUUGGCUGGAUUUGUGCAUUUGAGAAUCUGACCUGCUUAUGUGUGCAGUCAGUGCCAGUCUCAUGGUGGUGAUGAGAGUGAGGUUGUACAUCGUGUGUGAGGUUCGUUUGUAUGUGUGUGUCUGACUGGGUUUUGUAAUCUCUCCUGCGGUUUCUUUGAGGUUAAUGUCGGGGUGAAGUGUGUGUGUUUGGAGUGUGUGUAUGGAGUGUGUGCGUGCAGUAGGGAUUUCUUCAGCUGUUUCUGGAAUGUUGCGUGCAGAGAGAGUCCUCAUUCUGACUCUCUCUCUCCAGCCAAGCGAAGGCUUUUUAUCCAUUGGAGCAGGAAAGCAACGCCCAUCUGGUGUGUCUGCUGUAAUUACAACUCAUGACCAGCAGGGGCAGUGUUACUCCAUGCAUUCAGUAACACUACCCCAUCUGAGAGAGCAUGGAUGAGGGUGAAUGUAUUUAGAAGACGAGGUGUUUGUGGUUGAAAGAUGAGUUUAUGGUUUAGGUUUUCAGUUUAGAGUUAAAGGUGUACAUUUACCGCAUAUGGGACUGAGAGGACUAGUGUAAAGGGACUCACAAGGGACCAGUUGGAUGGAAUAUUUUUCCCAACUCCCUGCAUUCCUGACCAGGUUUAUUUUUCCAUUUUUUUCUGUGUAACGUUCACUGGGAAAGGGCUUUGAAAGUGGAGAGGGUUCUCUCCUUUGGUUUGUUUCUUGUUGGAUUUCCAGAUUUCUGUUCAGCCACAUGGAUGAGGAACGGACAACCAUCACCAUCAGCGGACACACACACACACACACACACGUUCAUACGUUUAUACACACAUACAUUCACUCACACACUCAGCUUCACGGGGGGAGCUGUCUGAUGCUAACCUGAGCUGAAGGCUGGAGCUCUCUGUGCAAACAGCUGUUUAAAGGAAGAGGGGGCUGUUUCAACCCACCUGCAUAUCGCUCUCUCCCACACACACAAACACACACACACACACACAGUGUAAAGGGCCCCUCACACCAGGAGGUCCGGAACAAGGCUUGGUUGGGGUUUGUGUGUGUGUGUGUGUUUCGGUUAGGGGGACGAGCAUGUAUUGGGUUAUGGGAUUUGCAUAAUGUAAGAAGACACUGAGAUUGAUACGGUCUUUAGUGUUUUGUUAGUGGUGGAAAACUGAAGAAAUCAAAAUCCCAUUGAUUCAGAGGUGGUGUGACUUUGCUGUUUCAGGAAGUAGGCUGUGAGGCCUUUUAGUGGAAAAAUGCAAUUCUAUUUAAAGUUUAAAUCUUACGUUUCUUUUUUCUUUUUAAAUGACUAUUAACAACUUCCCUGGUACUGUUUUUUCAGAUGUUAUGCAGUUUCACACUCAGAAGGAGUUCUUUAUAUUGUACGGUAUACUACAGCUGCCUUAAUUACACUGCAGAAAUCAUGCAAAAUGCAAAAUGUACGCACAAGUUUAUUUAGAGUGGUUUCUCAUGCAGCCUAUCUAUGCUGUUUUUGUCAUUGGGUUGGGUGUUUUCUGUAGGCUAGAGGAGUGUGCUCUGUGUAGAGUGUAGGAUGAGUUAACGGGGUGUGUGUGUGUGUGUGUGUGUGUGUGUAUAUGUAUAUGUGUUUUACUGAUGAAGCACAUAUGGUUUCCUUUGGAUCCCUGGAAGACGGCCUCUUCCCAGCAUGCACUAUUGUGCCAGCUGUUAGUCUAAUGUCUCCCGCUGGUGCAGACGGAACCCUGAGAACAGAACCCUUUUCCACAAGGCCAUUCAGAACAGAACUGAGUUCAGAUGUGUAGAAAAAGCAAACUCCCAAUGUACAAGGCCAUUCUGUUAAAAUGUCUAAAAUGGUGCAUCAUCUAUGAGAGUAUGACAAAUGUUUUAUGAUUUUAUGACUAAAAAGUGUAUAAUAAAGAUUAUUAACCUAUGAA
Messenger RNA from Clupea harengus (Atlantic herring), 4147 nucleotides. RefSeq names its product carbonic anhydrase 5a (gene ca5a). Lineage: Eukaryota; Metazoa; Chordata; Actinopteri; Clupeiformes; Clupeidae. Gene Ontology annotation, molecular function: carbonate dehydratase activity; zinc ion binding. Gene Ontology annotation, cellular component: mitochondrion; cytoplasm. The record is from RefSeq and is a predicted model, not a curated record.